GUGAUUCCAUAGUAUUAUUAGCAAGAUGGCGCUGUUAGGGUCAGCACCAGAACAGCUCCUUUUUCCUACACAACAUUAUAACACUGCGACAACGAUCUCACUCUGAAAAAACAAAAACAUGCAUUGAAAUUCGUUUAGCACAAAUGUAUUUAGAUUUUUUUAUACCUUAAAAAAUAUGCAUUGACUCAAAGUGUUUUGCAAAUAAUUGGUCAGAUCAAAUCCUGUAGAUGUUUGGUGGAGAGACAACAGCAUCAAUUUGAUUUCCUACACUGACGUCUUGCAGAAACAGAUAUACAGCUUUUUAAAAGCUGCAGAGAUUACAUUUCAUGUAAUGCAGACUAUAGAUGGUUAAAAUCCACCUCUCUCGCUUCACAUAUACAUACAUCUUCGUUUGGUGGAAAAUCAUGGUGGAGGAUCAUGGCUUGUGACAGCGUCAAUGAUUUCGGGGAACGCAGUCCGAGAGCCUUUGUUAUAACAAUUUGUAUUUUAUUUAAAUUGCGUGUUAUUGUUAUUUCUCUGUAAAAAGACUGUCGUCACAAACAAACAUCUACUUGAAGCGGAGGAUGUAUGCGACGCUACUUGUAAUGGUCAUGUCUGCAUCAUUUUUCAACCCCAGUUUUGCAUUCAGCUCGCAUUUCGAUCCUGAUGGCGCCCCCCUGAGUGAGCUCUCCUGGUCCUCCUCUCUGGCUGUCGUGGCUGUUUCCUUCUCCGGACUGUUCACCUUCAUCUUCCUCAUGUUGGCCUGCUUGUGCUGCAAGAAGGGAGACAUCGGCUUCAAGGAGUUCGAGAACACAGAGGGAGAGGAGUACCAGGCCGAAUUCUCCACCCUCACCUCUUCCACGUCCCAGACCGGACCCGAGGUUUACAUCCUGCCGCUCACUGAGGUGUCCCUUCCUGUCUCCAAGCAGCCUGGGAGAUCAGUCCAGCUCCUCAAGUCCACUGACCUGGGCCGGCACAGCCUGCUCUACCUCAAAGAGAUUGGACAUGGCUGGUUUGGGAAGGUCCUCUUGGGUGAGGUCAGUGCGGGUCUCAGCACGACUCAGGUGGUGGUGAAGGAGCUGAAGGCGAGUGCCAGCGUGCAGGACCAGAUGCAGUUCCUGGAAGAGGUGCAGCCUUAUAGGUCCCUUCAGCACCCCCACAUCCUGCAGUGUCUGGCACAGUGCUCAGAGGUCACUCCCUACUUGCUGGUCAUGGAGUUCUGCCCACUGGGUGAUUUGAAAGGAUACCUGCGAAGCUGUCGGGCUGCGGACUCAAUGACCCCUGACCCCUUGACUCUCCAACGAAUGGCGUGUGAGAUCGCCUCUGGCUUGCUGCACCUGCACAAAUGCAACUUUGUCCACAGUGAUCUGGCCUUGAGAAACUGUUUGCUGACUGCAGAAGUGACAGUGAAGAUCGGAGACUAUGGGCUCUCACAUAACAAGUAUAAGGAUGACUACUUUGUGACAGUGGAUCAGCUGUGGGUGCCUCUGCGCUGGAUCGCCCCGGAGCUCAUCGACGAGGUCCACGGAAAUCUGCUUGUAGUGGACCAGACCAAGCCCAGCAACAUCUGGUCCCUUGGAGUGACGAUCUGGGAGCUGUUUGAGUUGGGAAACCAGCCCUAUCGGCACUAUUCUGACAGUCAGGUCCUCACCUAUGCCAUCAAGGAACAGCAGUUGAAGCUGCCCAAACCUCUGCUCAAACUGCCCCUCUCAGAACGCUGGUACGAGGUGCUACAGUUCUGCUGGCUGCAGCCGGACCAGCGGCCCACCGCAGAAGAGGUCCACCUCCUCCUGAGCUAUCUGUGUGCAAAGGGUGCCAGCGAGGCAGAGGAGGACUUUGAGAAGCGCUGGAACUCCCUGCGGCCCAACAGCGGCAACAGCAGCACCCACAGUGCCAGCGCCUCUGCAGCCGAGCAGCCUCCCUCCUCCUCCUCUUCCUCCUUCCCCCUGCUGGAGCACUUCUCAGGGGGCGACGGCUUCCACUCUGAGGCUGGGGACGACAUCCUCACGGUCACAGAGACCAGCCGGGGCCUGAACUUCGAGUAUAAGUGGGAGCAAUCACGUCCCGAUCAGGACUUCCCUUCCUCCUCAAGCAGUGGGGCAUUAGGGCACUCCCAGUACCAGGAUAUCUACUACGCUCCUGGGAGCGGGGUUAGUGGCAGUAGCUGCAGUGGGGGGCUCACUCUGGGAGUCUCCCCUUCCUACUACGACUCCAAACCAUCAGGACUCCACACCCCAGGGGUAGUGCCCGUGCUAAGCACUCACAGCCCCUCUGUCAGCAACGAAUAUUACAUCCGUAUUGAGGAGCCUAGCGAGUGCAACAUCGAUCUAGACUACACCAUGUGCUCCUACAGCCCAGAGCUUGACUGCAGCAACGGCAGCUUUUUAGGUGGUGGGGGUGGUUCGGGAGACUGUGACAACUGCCCUAGUGAAGCCCAGCCUAAUUCAUAUUGGCUGGAAGAGGCUCGCAAAGCCAGUGCCUACGAUUCAGACACCAGCCCAGCUAUCUCACUCACCAUGGAGCCUCUCCUUGGCCAGAUGUCUACCGCCAGCCCGGUGGAACCCUGGGAAAGCGAACAGUACUAUUCCUACAAAGUGCAGGAGAAAGAGCAGGGUUACUACUACGAUCAAUCCUCAUUGGACGGAGCUGACCACUACCUUUUGGAGGAUUCGUCUGAGAAUCAUCGGGAGAGCUGGGGGUCUAGGAGUCUGCGUCAAGCACUUGGCGAGUUGGAGGACCCCCUUGGGGUUUCGCCAUCCCUUGGUGGGCCCCAGCAGCUCUACAGAGACCCCUACAUUGAAGGAAGCAGGUCAGCCCUUAGCAAGAGGUCGGCUGGAGAGUGUUACUACGACAUGACGAGGUCCCUUCGCAAAAGCAUGCCUGGGUCAAACACGGUAUGUGUCGACAUGGAGGAAGAGGAUUCAGGGCUCUUCAUAGGGCGCCGAGACAGUGAUCUGGAAGAGGUGGACGUGUUUGCAGAGAAAGAAGCCUUGGCUCAGGCUAACCACUGGACAUCCAACAGCUCUGCCAAUAAUAACAGCCUGAGCUUCGGCAAGCGGUCCGGAAACAAUAUCCAAGAUGGCUAUGCCGAUUUUCAUUUCACAGUACCUUCAGCAGGGUUGGAAGAAUCCUGGCGUGCCUUCAAGGCAAAGGAGAACCUAACAUAUCCCACCCCCCAAGCCUUUCCCUACCUGGAGGCUGCUACACUCACAGAAGGAGGUGGAAUUCCCCUGACCAAUGAACACAAACUCUUCCCGUCAAGCGAGUGCAAUAGUUAUAUAUACCCAUGCCAUGAGGGAGAAGAGAGGAUGUCCCCUCCUGAGGGGCACAGCUCUUAUCAGGAGCAUGGAUUUGUGGAUCCUCUUCUGGGAUCUGUGGUUAGGAGCUAUGCCCUCAACGAUUAUAUCAAACAGAAACAAACUGUGGGGAUCAAAAAGGAAAAUGGAGAAAGCUCACCCUCCACAACUUUAGGGGGCACUGUGGCAAGCGAUGUGGUGCCUGAGACAGAGGUGAACCCUGAUCUUGUUAGCUUGGGAAAAGGGGGAACCCCUGUGGACAAAACAGUGCAGUCCAUGAAUACUGUUGUUGGCAGAAAGUCCUCUGAAAAUGAGGAAGAGAAUGAAGAGGGUUGUCUGUCAGAAGUGAAACAUCCAGCCCAGAACAGCAUCAGGUCUGUCCAAUCAGAAGGACUCACACCUGAAAUGGCUCCAUGUACCCAGUCAGAACCGGACUCAGAAACCAGUCGGACUGCAGAGAGCGGAGUGGAUAAGGGUUGCUCCAGCAUCAGCUUGGUGGAGAUUGAUGACUGCAGUGAUGAUGACAUCACAGAUGUCACCUCGGGCAUCUUUACGGAUUUCCCUGUGGAUUAUGUGGGAGAUGCCGCCCCAGCUGUCAAGUCCCUGCAGAAGCAGGCGGGGACUCCGGACUCCAUAGAGUCCCUAGAUCUGCCUUCCACCAGCAGCUUCUGUGAGGCGUUCAGCCCCAACACCUUCCACCCCUCCAGCCAGCCCAAAGCAAUGGACAGCGGCUAUGACACAGAGAAUUACGAGUCUCCUGAGUUUGUACUGAAGGAGCCUCACGAUUCACGGGACACUGAAGGAUUUGCACAGCCCCUGGGGAAGCCUUCUGUUAGUGAAGAUCCAGGGCUAGAGGAGACAGAGACAGAGGCAGAGGGUGGUGCAGAGGUGUGUCCCGGACUGCCGGUUUCAACAUCUCACAGUACAGAGCUAGAGCUGGGUGGGUUGAAUGAGAAAAACCCCUACAGGGACUCUGCCUAUUUUUCGGAUUAUGAUACAGAGAACGAGAGGUACUCCCGGGAUGAAGGGGACGAGUUUCCAGAGAAACUGGAUGAUGACAUUAUUGUCCCAGGGCUCGAAAAAGAAGGUCCCAUAGCUGACUCGGCUAGCCUGAAAGUGGAGGAAGAGGACCCACAGCAACAAAAACAACAACAGGAGAACCAUGUGGAAGAUGAAGAUCAGUUGCAAAAUGAUUAUUCAGGCAGACAGAUUGAUGAACAGAAGCAAGAGCAAGAUAUUGAGGAUGGUGGUGAAAUUUUAGCCACUCCGGAGGUCCUGGAAACAGAGUUUGCUACCGUUCAUUCAACUCCUACUCCUUCAAGUCCGACUCCUCCUGAGUUAGAGGAUGAAGGUCUGGAAUUGGAGCCAGAACUCUGCAGAGAUGAGCAGUAUUCCGAAAUCUGCACUGCUUCAGUUCCCGAGGAAUCAGCUCAGCCAGAGCAUCCUGGUAUCCCUGAUCAAGUGCAGGAACCUGGCAGCUUGGAGGGCCCUUUGUUUGAGGCUUCAGACUCUGCAUCGGGGGGAGGAGCUUCUAAAAACGAAACUGAGACCAGCGACUGCAGAGAGGAAGGUGAUGGAGGGGAGUCUGCGGAAGACACAACAUCUACGGGUCUUCCCAAUGUGGACGAUAGCCCUCAGCAACCCCACAGCAACUGUCCUGAUGUGGAAAGCCAGAGAAAGGAGGACCCAGGAGAGGCUUCAGAGUGCCAGAUGGACAGAGUGUCCCCGGCUGAUGGAGAGGAGGCAGAUGAGGAGGACGGGGACUCGGAGGACAGCGAGGAGUCGGAUGAGGAGCUCCGCUGCUACAACAUCCAGGAGCAGAGCGAGGAGAGUGAGGAGGAGUUCCCUGCAGUGCCCAUCGUGGUCAGCGACAGCAGUGAGGCACGCAACCUGCGCAGCCUCCUCAAGAUGCCCAGCCUGCUCUCCCAGUCCUUCUGUGAAGAACUCGACCGAAAGAAGAAAGCCGUCUCCUUCUUCGACGACGUCACCGUCUACCUCUUUGACCAGGAGAGCCCGACGCGGGAGCUAGCAGACCACAGUUUCCCUCAGGGGGCGGAGUCCAGUGCGCGGAGCUCCGAGACAGGAGAGACACGCCCCCAGGAAACGGUCAGCACCUCGGAUGACUCAUCUGAUGGGAAUGUCUCUGAAGAGAGCGGAGGGUUCGAGUGGGAUGAUGACUUCCCCCUGACGCCAGUCACCUCCUCCCCCAUGUCCUCGCUGGACCCGGCCCCCAUGGAUCCCCCCGCGGCCCCUAGCCUCUCCCCCCUGACCCCAGAGUCGAAGCAGGGCCCCACAGUGCAGUACUCUCGCUUCACUGUGUCCCCGUCCAGCGUCUCCCGCUUCUCAAUAACGCACGUCUCCGACUCCGACGUCGACUCUGUGGGAGGGAGCAGUGAAGAUGGAGAGAGAGAGUGAGAGAGCCGUUCUAAGAGGAAGGGAAGGAGGGAGGGAGAGGGAGAGAUGGAGAGAGGGAGGAGAGAGUGUCCCGGGCCUGGCAGCAUUGGCCUCUUUUUGCACAGACUGGGCCUUGCAUUGAUGGGCUCCAGCUGGGACCCCUGCCCUGAUGAAACCUGAGCUACCAUUCCAGGACAGUGCCUCUUAACGCCAGCGGAAACGGACGCUCACAGCCCCCAGUGCCCUGUUGGAGGGGUGGCUGUGGAUGUACACAAUGAGAACAAAUCUAUACAAAUAUAUAUAUUAUAUA
Molecule: messenger RNA, 5979 nt
Organism: Acipenser ruthenus (sterlet)
Lineage: Eukaryota; Metazoa; Chordata; Actinopteri; Acipenseriformes; Acipenseridae
Product: serine/threonine-protein kinase LMTK1
Exons: 14
Coding region: 564-5690 (1708 amino acids)
Biological process (GO): brain development; peptidyl-tyrosine autophosphorylation
Molecular function (GO): ATP binding; protein tyrosine kinase activity
Source: RefSeq, a predicted model, not a curated record